Messenger RNA from Arachis stenosperma, 2189 nucleotides. RefSeq lists its product as uncharacterized. NCBI's taxonomy places the organism in Eukaryota, Viridiplantae, Streptophyta, Magnoliopsida, Fabales, Fabaceae. The transcript has 6 exons. Bases 450 to 1913 code for a protein of 487 amino acids. The record is from RefSeq and is a predicted model, not a curated record.
UUAUUCCUACCAAUUUGUGUUUAAUUAUUAAUGAGUUUAUCUUUGUGGGUUCGUGUUACAAUUAUAAUAAUAAUGAAAGCUAUUUUUGCCGAGAUUACCGGAAAAAUUCAGUGAGCCACACACGGGCGCACCAACAUAACAACAUUGGCUUUACGCCUUUACUUCACGUGCUUUCACUUUUAUAUAAAAAUUGUAUUAGACUAGGAAUUAGGAUUGAUUAAUAUAAUUUUGGUUGGGGGUAAAAUCGGAAAAUGGCGUGCAUACAUAGAUACAGAUAAGUGCAUCCACCCGUACUGUACUGUAUACAGUAUACAGCGACCGAAACUUGACGCAACAAAUUCAUUGAUUGAUUCAUUGUUUCUUGUGUGCUAUGCUUCAUUCCUUCAUUGUGCAAACUGCACUGCUGCUGCUGCAUUUGUUAAGCAUACACAGAUCUCUCAUCUCUUUUCAUGGACUACGAGAGGAUUCACAAACCUCAGACUGGAAUAAUUUCCCCAAGUAAACUGAGGAUGAAGCUGAUAGGUCACAGAAAGAAGGAUGGAUCCAACAGUAACUCAUCCAGAACUUCCCCUUCCAGAAUUGAUGAUGCUGAAUUUGUCAACAGCUUACUACCUUCUAACAAUGGCAACCCUGACGAUGAAGUUACAUCUCCCAGCUUAGAACCAAAGGGAAACGGUGCCACCGGCCUUACCAAGAUUCAGCAUCUUCAAAAGGCUGAUGGUGGAAGUUCAAGCUCUAUUCACCCGGUGAGAAUAAUAGAAGAGGAAAAUCUUGAUUAUGACAGUAAUGCUAGCUCAUCCAGCUUCGAGUUUGAUAAAGGAGAGAGAUCGGUGAACAAUCCGGCAACAAGAUCACUAUUGAGGCCUAUUCCUUCUAAGUGGAAUGAUGCUGAGAAAUGGAUAAUGAGGCAAAACACACAAGCUACUAUUUCAAAAAAGAAUAAUACUCUGCAUAAUAGUCAACCUAAUCGCAUGGUGAGGGUUGCUCCGGAGUCUGGUGUUUAUGAUCAUAAGUUAUCAACAGCUAAGGUGACAGAAACAAAGCGGGUUGACAAAUUCUCUUUUGUUCCUUCCGAUGGAAGAAAUCCAGUACUAGAAGAGUCUUAUCCCCAAAGCAAAGAUUUAAAGGAAGUAAAUGACUUGGACUUAUCUUGCUCAACAAGUACACAUGAUCAUUCAGCAUUUCCUGGAAUUCGAUCAGUGGCAAUGAGAGAUAUGGGAACAGAAAUGACCCCUGUGCCAAGUCAAGAGCCUUCACGAACUGCUACUCCUGGUGGCUCAGCAACUCCACUACGUAGUCCAGCAUCUUCAAUGCCUUCAACUCCAAGGAGAGGUGAGCCUGCUCCAACACCUUUGGACAACACAACUGAUGAUGAUUUGCAGUUUCCAACUGAAAAUGGAAGAAAACACUUGUCUGAAGAAGAAAUGAAGCUCAAGACAAGGAGAGAGAUUGCAGCCCUUGGCAUGCAGCUUGGUAAGAUGAAUAUUGCUGCUUGGGCAAGCAACGACGACGAGGAAGAGAAAAAGUCUGCUACGAGGGAUGCAAAUGUGGAACAACAGGAGAGAAUUGAAUUUGAAAAGCGUGCUGCCCAGUGGGAGGAAGCUCAAAAGUCUAAACAUACUGCAAGAUUUAAACGUGAGGAAAUCAAAAUUCAAGCAUGGGAAAGUCAGCAAAAGGCAAAGUUAGAAGCAGAAAUGAGAAGAAUUGAGGCCAAAGUUGAGCAAAUGAAAGCUCAGACACAUGCAAAGAUGGUGAAAAAGAUUGCUCUGGCAAGACAAAGAUCAGAAGAGAAACGUGCGGCGGCCGCAGCUAGAAAAAGUCGGGAAGCCGAAAGAACCGCAGCUCAAGCAGAGUACAUACGCCAAACAGGGCGAAUGCCCCCUUCCAGUUACAUCUGUUGUGGUUGGGUCUGAUGUAUAGACAUUGCAAUUAAAACAAAAUGCAAAUCACAUAACUGUGUAAGGUAUGAGCCAUAAACAAUGGCAAAUGAUAGAUCUUGUAUGUUACUGAAACCCUGUAGUUUUCAGGCACCUGUGUGCAACUUGCUAUGUAAAAGUAAAAGGGAUUGCUGAAUGAUGAUUUUUACAAGUCACAGAACUGUGUCUGUUUCAUUUUUUUAUUAUUAUAAAAAAAAUUGGAGGAGGAAAAAAAAUAGAGAGAAGAAAAUGAAAGAGAUGUCUGCUUUCACC